This is a messenger RNA of Podospora pseudocomata, 3231 nucleotides long. RefSeq lists its product as uncharacterized. The record is from RefSeq and is a predicted model, not a curated record. Bases 88 to 2940 code for a protein of 950 amino acids. Lineage: Eukaryota; Fungi; Ascomycota; Sordariomycetes; Sordariales; Podosporaceae. The transcript is spliced from 2 exons.
GUACUUCAUCUCACUCCAGCCCACUUUAUACUCCAUCUCACUCCAAGCAUAGUCUUAGGUUUGACAUCAGUCUUGAACUCAGUCAACAUGUCUUCCUCAGAGAAUAAUCAUGUCUCUCGGACACCAGACACCGAAGGAGACUUCAGCUCUCCCAACUCGCGUGUCUAUGUCCGUACACCUAUGGCAACAAUCAGCAGCACCACAGGGCUCAAGUCAACAGUCCACACUACCUCCGUUGACGAGAAGGACUGUUCCCAUCAAGAGGGUCAGCAACGCCAGUACCAAGAACAGCGUCAACAUCAGUAUCGACAGCAGUAUCAACCGCGGUAUCGCCAGUCCAGCUAUGCCAGCAGUCGCAGCAGUCUUGCCAAUGAAGUCAUCUUCGACCAUGAAGACUCCCCUCCUCCGCUGAAAGACAACAACGGUCCCUUUCACCCUGCCAGCCCCUAUGCCAAAGAUGAUCAAAGCCAUGGCCUGGGCAUCAACGCCGAAGAAAGCUGCCUGCAUCAUGAACAGCGAGGCACACGAACAGUCUCCAGCCCAGUAGGCACAAGCGGCAAGUACGGCAAGACCACAGAACAACCCCUCGCUGGGGUGAACUGGCGAGACCGCAGCGUGAGUUAUGGUGACAGCUACGGGGGACGGUGGUCUUCCAACCUACGGGGGUCAGCUGCCAGUGAGAGCUAUGGCCCAAACAGGUUCUACCCUCCCGGCUACUACUUCUCUCCUGCGAACCGUUGGAAUCCAAGCUUCCGCUCUUACAAGUCGUCAGCGAGCACAGAUCUUCUUGCCAGCCUCACAAGCAACACCAGAAAAGCCCCUUUCGCUGCACAACCUUCUUCGACAAACCGAUUCCACGUGUUCCAAACGUUGAACAACAACAACAACAACAACCAGACCGACGAGAACGACAAAAAGAUGUCGCACUGUGACAAGUCCGGAACCUUCGGCGUUGUCGGAGACGGCCGCUUCGGCGCCAGACCCACUCCCGCUGCCCCCGCCCCGCCUGUCCUCACCUCGAUCGGUGCCUCCGGCUUUGCCUCAGGCAGGAUGAUGAGUCACCCCGGCGGGAACGACUCUGGAAUCUCGGGCUUUGCCCAACCCCAACCCUCCGGCCCCGCCUACCACCCGGACGCCCUCUCCUCCCAGCUCCGGUCCUUGUCCUUCCACUCCGGCGCCGCCACCGCCGUCCAAGCUCCUGGCCCCUUUUCCGCUGCCCAGCAGCACCCCUUCCCGGGCCAGCAGCACCCCUUUUUCCCUCAGCCUGCCGCCGCCCCCUUGUUUCCCGCUGGCUUUCGCCCCCUCGCGUCCGUUCCUGAAACCGUCGUCGUCCGAGCUGGUCCCUCCUCCUCCGGCGCCCUCGUCCCAGCCCCUGGGCAGCCCUUUUUCUUCCGGCCGAUGGAGUGCCGCACUCACCGCCGCCUGACCGACCUCGAGUCCUACGACUUGAUGAUCAAGGGGUUCAGCCCCAACUACAAGGGGAACCCGGACCUGGACCGGAACCGGAGCGCGACCAUCCCCGAGGACAUGAACUGUUCUCUCUUCCUGGUGGGCUUGCCCGCCGAUGUGACGACUCACGAGCUGCUUGCUGGGGUGAGGAACGUGGGACGGGUGUACGCCACCCACAUCAACCCCCCUGAGCCGGAGAAGGGCCACGAGCAGAGCGCGGCCAAGAUUGUGUUUUUCGAGAGGAGUGCUGCCGAACGCUUCUUCCGCCAAACCACAACCCAGGGCUUCCGCAUCCCAACCCGCGCUCCUCCCCACAACCCCGCCCGCGUGACCUGGAACCGCAUCCGGUCCGCCGAAGUCGACAUCAACGGCUCAAAGUCUCGCGUCCUCCUCAUCUCCGGACCCCCCCACAUCGUCAACGAGCAGCACCUCCGCGAGUACUUCGACAACAAGCUCAUCUACCAAGUCGACGAGAUCAUCGUCCAUCACCCCGGCGCCGUCCCUGCCGCCUUGCCCGCUCUCCCCGGUUCCUCUGCUGCCAAUCCCUCGACAGGCAACCUCUCUAGCUCUGGUGGUCCCCGCGCCCCAGCCGGCCUAUUGGCCUAUAACGACGUCCCUUCCGGCGCUCCCGUUGCCAGCCACAGCAACAUCUCUUCCAGCUCGGGCGGUGUUCCCACCGGUUAUAACAAUAACAGUUCUUCUUCCUCCUCGGGUCUCGCCCCCAAUAUCAAUGUUGCCGGCCACAGCAACAUCCCCCUCGCCGCCGGUCCUCUCAUCCUCGGCAACAACGACAACAACGACAACAACGUCAACAACGACAACAACGACAAUAACGACAACAACGACAACAACAACAACAACAACAGCAGCAGCAGCGGCGACGACAACAACAACAACAACAACAACAACAACAACAGCAACGACAACAACGACAACAGUGGCGCCAGCGGCUUCAGCCCCGGCCACUCCAAGUCCGCCUCCAGCAUCAGCUCCGGAAGCCACAGACCCAGCUCUCUCCUGGGCCAGCUCAAGGGCGAUAGAGCCCUCAUCGAGUUCCGCUUCGGCAGUUACCGCUGCCAGUCCGAGGCCGCCCGCAUGGCUCUCGUGAGAGAGUUUAGGGAGUUUGGGGUCUUGUGCGAGUUUGGGAGGGAUCCUUGUGAUCGUGUAGAGGAGAAGGAGGAAGGAAAGGGGAAGGGGAGAGAGGAGGAGCAGCAGGUGGAGGUUUAUUUGGGUGGUGGUGGAGAUGGUUGUGAGGACCACCACCCUUUCUGGAGGGGAGGAGAAGCUGGGAUGGGUGGUGGUGCGUUUGCCGGCGGUGCUGGUGUUGGGGGUGAUGCGUUUGCUGGCGGCGAGGGGGGCUUCGGCUCCGUGUUCACUCCGGGUGCGGGCGCGCACCUGUCCGCGACGACCCCGGCUGGGGGUUACUUCCAGUCGCGAGCUCAGAGCGACAGCGUGCGCGCCCUGUGGGGUGAUGCUCGUGAGAGGGCGUGAGGGGAAGUUUGAGUUUUCGGGGAGGAUUCUGUUUCGGGGUUUUUUUUUGGUUUUUUUUUUUUUGGUUUUUUUCUUCUCUGCGAUGGCCGACGGCUUCCUGAGUUUGGAGGGGGUGAGAGAAUGGUCGGGGGGGUUUUGGUGGUCUCGCCGGGAAAUGCCAAAGUUGCGCCAAUUGGCGCUUUAAUAUCUUUUUGUUUUUUCCUUUUGUUCAUGGAGAAUGGCAUUUGGAGAUGGGGUCAGGAAAUAAAUAGCAUUGCAACUGUGGGAAUACCAAGACUUUUCGGACAUCAA